AUGGCUUGUAUAUAUCUCCCAUUCAAUCUACGGACGUCCUACCCGACAGCAUCUGGAAACCAGCAAACCACCAACACCAAAUUACGACCACAUCUGCAGCAAGCUAGCAACAGCGAACAAUUCGCGGCAGGCGAGGCGAUAUCUCCGACGAGCGAGAGGAACCCAUCACUUCCUCCAACUUUUGGUUUUUUAAUCCUUAUUUCUCUCUCUCUCGUUCUGGAAUCUAUCGUUGGGCCUCCUCGAGCAACAGCAAACGGCAAACCCCGUGGAGCAGCCACGCAGCGACCUACGGGAACAGUCAUCAACGGCAUUUCCUUGCCGGAAGGUGCCGAGGCCACUGUCGACGUUUCUUCAGAGAAAGAGGACGACUUAAGGGCUGCCUAUGAUAUUUUGUGUCAUCCCUUUAGGCAAUUCAUCGCCAAUGAAUCACCCAAUUGGAUAGGCGUUGAUAUGUUCCCGCAUUGGGUGAUUGACAUUGCCGACAAUUUCCGUGUGCCAGUUUUCUGCUUUUCUGUCUUCUCGGCCGCCACCAUGGUCUUUAGCGAGCCACCGGAGUGUUUGGCAGGAAAGGGCCUAAAGAAAGUCCGUCCAUCACCAGAAUCCCUGACAUCACCGCCUGAGUGGGUGACUUUUCUGUCAUCCGUCGCCUUCCGGCGUGGCGCUGAAGCCAAUGGCAGCUAUUAUUUAUAUUACAAUGGUCAUCUGGGUGAAAGAGUACCUAAAAUUCUAAAUGGGUGCAAGGCUGUGGCCAUUCGUAGUUGCAAGGAAAUUGAAGGUGAUUACUUGGAAGUACUUGAGAAGAUCUACCAGAGGCCAGUUAUUCCAGUGGGGUUUUUUCCACUGGAUCAGCCAGAGCAAAGGGAUUAUGGUGAGGAGUGGCUUAAAACAUUUAACUGGCUUGAUCAACGAAAACCCAAGUCUGUUGUGUUUGUUGGCUUUGGAAGUACAUGUAAGUUAAGCAAAGAUCAGGUUCAUGAGAUAGCCUCUGGGCUAGAGCUUUCCAAUCUGCCAUUCCUAUGGUCACUUAUAAAAUCUGAAAAGGCAUCUGAAAUUGCCAACGAUGUCGAUAUUUUACCUCCAAGCUUCAGGAAGAACGCGGCUGGCCGAGGUUUGGUGUGUAUGGGAUGGGUUCCUCAAGUGGAAAUUUUAGCCAAUCCUGCCAUUGGAGGAUCUAUGUUUCAUGCUGGGUGGGGUUCUGUGAUAGAGAAUCUGAGGUAUGGUCAUCGACUCAUUGUGUUGCCUCUGGUUUUUGAUCAAAUAUUAAAUGCUAGGUUGUUGGUGGACAAGGGUUUGGGUAUCCAAGUUGAGCAAAAUGAAGAUGGUCAUUUAGUAGGGAUGCCAUUGCCGAGUGUCUGA
Macadamia integrifolia is the source of this 1356-nucleotide messenger RNA. RefSeq names its product UDP-glycosyltransferase 91A1-like. NCBI's taxonomy places the organism in Eukaryota, Viridiplantae, Streptophyta, Magnoliopsida, Proteales, Proteaceae. Bases 1 to 1356 code for a protein of 451 amino acids. Gene Ontology annotation, molecular function: UDP-glycosyltransferase activity. The transcript has 3 exons. The record is from RefSeq and is a predicted model, not a curated record.